AUGGCUGAAAGGAUUAACUGGGCCUCUUUACGAGAACUCGUGAGUGGCGUGAACAAGCACUUCACAGUUCUGGGGCGCGUGUGGCUGACUGUGCUUUUCAUCUUCCGUUUCCUGGUCUAUGCGGUGGCAGCCAAGGAUGUCUGGGCUGAUGACCAACAUGACUUUGUGUGCAACACCCUUCAGCCGGGCUGCACCAACAGCUGCUAAAACCAGUUCUUCCCCAUCUCUCACAUCCGUCUCUGGGCCCUCCAGCUCAUCUUUGUGACCUGCCCUUCUCUCCUCGUUCUCAUGCAUGUGGCAUAUCGGAAAGCCAAGGAGCAGAAGCACUUGGAAGAAGCAGGAGAACACUGCCACCCACGCUACCCCAACCCUGGUAAGAAGCGUGGAGACCUAUGGUGGACCUAUCUCCUCAGCCUCAUCAUGAAGGCAGCUGUAGAUCUCAUCUUCAUCUACACCUUCCACUGCCUCUAUCGCAACUUUGAUCUUCCAAGAGUGGUGAAGUGUGCCGUGGCCCCCUGCCCCAAUACGGUGGACUGCUUCAUUGCCAGGCCUACAGAGAAGAGGCUCUUCACAUAUUUCAUGGUUGCUAUGGCCAUGCUGUGUGUCCUUCUCAACCUCAGUGAGGUGGCCUACUUGGUCAUCAACAGAUGCAGCAAGCUUGCAGCAUCCAAGAGCCCCGCAGAAAUGGGUGAAAUGGAGACUCACAUCUCCUUCCAGUCAAUAUCAGAGAAGAAUCGCUUUCUUUAA
Messenger RNA from Elgaria multicarinata webbii, 747 nucleotides. Its product is annotated as gap junction beta-4 protein-like. Gene Ontology annotation, biological process: cell-cell signaling. Gene Ontology annotation, molecular function: gap junction channel activity. Gene Ontology annotation, cellular component: connexin complex. The transcript has 2 exons. The record is from RefSeq and is a predicted model, not a curated record. Lineage: Eukaryota; Metazoa; Chordata; Lepidosauria; Squamata; Anguidae.